AUGUUUCGAGCUCUAUUGGCCUCCAGUAGGCCGCUGCUAUCCCGUCUAGGACCGCAUACAUUUCCUCGUCAACUUCCCCAUAUCCAUCGGGCUCAUGCAGCCAUUACGGUGCCCCAUCUCACUCGCGGAAUGAAAGUCAGGUCAUCAGUAAAAGUUAUGUGUGAUGGAUGUAGUAUUGUGAGGCGUAAAGGAAGAGUGUACGUGGUAUGUUCGAAGAACCCAAAACAUAAGCAG
Lentinula edodes (shiitake mushroom) is the source of this 234-nucleotide messenger RNA. RefSeq names its product ribosomal protein L36-domain-containing protein. Gene Ontology annotation, biological process: translation. The record is from RefSeq and is a predicted model, not a curated record. The transcript has a single exon. Gene Ontology annotation, cellular component: ribosome. Lineage: Eukaryota; Fungi; Basidiomycota; Agaricomycetes; Agaricales; Omphalotaceae. The annotation marks the transcript as partial. Gene Ontology annotation, molecular function: structural constituent of ribosome.